UAGACAGUAACCUACACGUACACUACUGACAUUACGUUACAGUAGCGAGGGUCAUGGAACAAUCUCAAAUUAUGGCAACCGAAUUUCUCAACAAACGACAAGAGGGGCGAAAACCCAAGAAGAAACAAAAAUCCCCAAAAAUUCCACGCGGCAGGUCUUCAAUUCUGCCCUCUGCCCGUCUCCAGACGCUGCCACCUGAGGUCCUGUUGAAGAUCCUAUCCUUUUUGGAUGCGUCAUCUCUGUACUCUAUUGGUUAUGUUAACAAAAAGCUUCAUGAGCUUGCCAACAACAAUGCUCUGUGGUACCGGCUAUAUAUUCGAGAGUGCACAAAGCAGAAGCUCAAGACCAAGCUGGGGGACGAGGUGGCCGAUAGGCUGACCAUCGCCACCAUACAGGAGAAGCCCAAGGGUCACUGGAAGAGGCUCCUUUUCAAGAAGAUGGUGGGCUUCAACCAGAGCAGGUGGAUCAGCCAGCUCAAAGCUGUCAGUCCCUACACAGGGCUGCCAAAACAGACGGUACAUGUCCUCAGGAGCUUGGGCGUGACGUGGGAGUUGACGGUGACGAAUCAAGAUGGACAUCAGAGAACCUUUAAGCACUCACACACGUUCUUCUCUGAGUGCUCCCUGAACCUGACCUGGAUUGGCCUGGGUGCCCUCGAGUACCUUGGGAUUAAGUCCAUGCAGCUCCACAGUGUGGUUCCUCUGGCCUUAGACCGGGGUGUCGCCUCUUGCAGCAGACCAGCCUGGCGUUCUCUGAUUUUUGAGGUGAACAUGGCCAAGUUCAACUGGCGCUUCUUUGGCUCCUGUGUGCUGGUGAGGGCGAGACACUGCAUCAGCUUCCCUGGCCUCGUCAUGGGCAUCUGGAGGGACAAUGACGAGGUGGUGUUUUUCAAGGCAAACUUACAUCUUCACAAGCUCGUAGAGAAAUGCCUUCUUGGAUCAAUUUCUGUCCCCUACUCUAUGCCAGAGCACAAGCCUCUGUUUGAUGAUGUCGACCCCGAAUACGGUCUCCAUGGAUACAAGGUGUAUAUCGAGCUCCAUGACAUGACGAAGCUCAUCAUGUCCGGUCAGUUCAGUGGACUCUUCUGCCGCAGAGAAGCUGUAACAAAGGAGUUUGUAGUCCUGCAGGCCAUCUCAAGGGAUAAAAGGUCACAGCACACAGCCUUCGCUGACAAGUUCAGUCUGAAGUGGAGAUCAGAGGGACUGGAAGGGUCUGUGGAGCACUGCUGUGUGAUGAGUGUCACGGUGCUGGACGAGUCUCAGACUCCCUUCUGGUGCGUGUCCUCUCCGGUCCCCAUCAUGCUGUCCAAAGGGGUGGACAGCAGAGACUACGACUACCGGGGCGAGUCCUAUGUUAUCCGCUACCAUGGCUCAGAGGGCAGGAUCUCCUUGGACCUUGUCUGGAUGGAAGAGUUGGGCCAGUACUUCCUGGUGAUGUUUCAUAUUCACCUACCUGUUGUGAAAAUCAAUAGGUACUUCGGUAGGAGUUACUAAGAAUAGCAUGUUGAAGUUUUGACAGCAUUUAUUGGAUUAUGAAAGAAUAGUUUUCUAUUAGUGGUUAAUAGUUUGGUUCUGUGUAUGGUGCAUUGGAAUUGUUUGCAUAAUGUUAGUGUGAAAACGUGUAAUGACCAAAACAUGUUGCUUCUAGGAGAUGAGAAGUAGUGUUUAAUUUCAUUUGUGAAUAAUCAAUUGGACAAGGCCUCAAUGCAUCUUACAUGUUUUUGUUUGAUUAAAGCAGUGGUCAUUUGUUUCUGUGGAUUAAAGCUAUA
This is a messenger RNA of Sardina pilchardus (European sardine), 1768 nucleotides long. RefSeq names its product F-box protein 15 (gene fbxo15). NCBI's taxonomy places the organism in Eukaryota, Metazoa, Chordata, Actinopteri, Clupeiformes, Clupeidae. The record is from RefSeq and is a predicted model, not a curated record. Gene Ontology annotation, cellular component: SCF ubiquitin ligase complex. Gene Ontology annotation, molecular function: protein binding. The coding region runs from base 54 to 1493 and encodes 479 amino acids. The transcript has 10 exons.